GAUCACUGUAUACUUGGACACUAAGUUUUCCCAGGUCGCGUCUUCAUUCCAGCAGUCUGUGCUACAGAUAUGAUUCAGCAACUAAUCCAUUUUGGACCAUGUGGAAUAUAAUGAGAAUGAAUUGCAUUUUAUUUCCAUCUCUUCUUUUGCUCUGUGCAACAGCCAGUAAUAUAUAUGAGAGGUCGCUGGUUCCCAGGGCUGCGACCCGCUCAGUGGCAAGGAUGGACGGAGAUAUCAUCAUUGGUGCACUGUUUUCUGUUCACCACCAGCCAUCGGCUGAGAAUGUGGCUGAGAGGACAUGUGGUGAGGUCAGAGAACAGUAUGGCAUUCAGCGAGUGGAAGCCAUGUUUCACACUCUGGACAGAAUUAAUGCUGACCCAAACCUUCUGCCCAACAUUACUUUGGGCUGCGAGAUCAGAGACUCAUGCUGGCAUUCGUCAGUGGCAUUGGAGCAGAGCAUUGAGUUUAUAAGAGACUCCCUUAUUUCACUACGUGAGGAUGGGGAUGGGUCAAAGUGGUGCAUUGAGGGGACGCCGUCCAGUCAGCCACUCACCACAAAGAAGCCCAUUGCAGGUGUGAUUGGACCUGGAUCGAGCUCAGUGGCCAUUCAAGUUCAAAAUCUGCUGCAGCUGUUCAACAUCCCUCAAAUUGCCUACUCAGCCACUAGUAUUGAUCUCAGUGAUAAAACACUCUAUAAGUACUUCCUCAGGGUUGUGCCCUCUGAUACUCUUCAAGCCAGGGCCCUUUUGGACAUUGUUAAACGUUACAACUGGACAUACGUGUCAGCUGUUCACACAGAAGGAAACUAUGGUGAGAGUGGAAUGGAGGCCUUUAAGGAGCUUGCAUCUCAGGAGGGUUUAUGUAUUGCCCAUUCUGACAAGAUCUAUAGCAAUGCUGGUGAGAAACACUUUGACAGACUACUAAGGAAACUGAGGGAGCGGCUGCCCAAAGCCAGAGUGGUGGUUUGUUUCUGUGAGGGGAUGACUGUGCGUGGCCUCCUUAUGGCCAUGAGGCGCUUAGGAGUGGCUGGAGAAUUCCUCCUUAUUGGAAGUGAUGGCUGGGCAGACAGAGAUGAGGUGGUAGAGGGCUAUGAGCAGGAAGCUGUGGGUGGCAUCACCAUGAAGCUCCAGACUGAAGAGGUCACGUCCUUUGAUAAUUACUACUUGAAGCUGCGCCUCAACACGAACACCAGGAACCCAUGGUUUGCUGAGUUCUGGCAACACCGUUUUCAAUGUCGCAUCCCGGGGCACCCACAGGAGAACAAGAAUUACAGGAAGAACUGCUCAGGUUAUGAGAGUCUAGAGGAGAACUAUGUACAAGACAGUAAGAUGGGGUUCGUCAUCAAUGCCAUCUAUGCAAUGGCUCAUGGCCUCCAUGACAUGCAUGAGCACCUGUGUUAUGGCCAAGUAGGACUUUGUGAGGCCAUGGACCCCAUUGAUGGCAGCAAACUGCUGGAGUUUCUGCUCAAGACCUCCUUCACUGGAGUGUCUGGUGAGGAUGUGUGGUUUGAUGAAAACGGGGAUUCACCAGGCAGGUAUGACAUAAUGAAUCUGCAGUAUGUGGAACCUGGCGUGUAUGACUACAUCAAUGUGGGAUCAUGGCAUGAGGGGAUCUUGAGCAUUGAUGAUUAUAUGAUUCAGAUGAACCGGAGUGAGAUGGUUCGCUCGGUCUGCAGUGAGCCAUGCUCUAAAGGGGAGAUCAAGGUAAUCCGGAAGGGGGAAGUAAGCUGCUGCUGGAUAUGCACUGCAUGUAAAGAUAAUGAAUACGUCCAGGAUGAGUUUACCUGCAAGGCAUGUGAGCUGGGCUGGUGGCCUGAUAAAGAGCUGCAAGGCUGUGAGCCACUUCCCCUGCAUUAUUUGAAGUGGAGUCAUGCUGAGUCCAUUGCUGCAGUGGUCUUUUCUUGUCUGGGCAUCCUAGUGACCAGUUUCGUCACUUUCGUCUUCAUUCUCUACAGGGACACACCUGUGGUCAAAUCCUCAAGCCGAGAGCUCUGCUAUAUCAUCCUGGCUGGCAUCUUCCUGGGUUAUAUUUGCCCCUUUACACUCAUAGCCAAACCCACAGUGGCAUCCUGCUAUCUACAACGCCUCUUGGUGGGCCUCUCAGCUUCCAUGUGCUACUCGGCUUUGGUCACUAAGACUAACCGCAUCGCUCGCAUCCUGGCUGGCAGCAAGAAAAAGAUCUGUACUCGCAAACCACGCUUCAUGAGCGCCUGGGCUCAGGUGGUCAUCGCAUUCAUCUUGAUCAGUUUACAGCUCACGCUGGAGGUCACACUGAUCAUUCUUGAGCCCCCAUCACCCAUCAAGUCCUAUCCAAGCAUCAGGGAGGUCUAUCUUAUCUGUAAUACCAGCAAUAUGGGCAUGGUCGCACCGCUCGGCUACAAUGGUCUUCUUAUUCUCAGCUGCACCUACUAUGCUUUUAAAACCCGCAAUGUUCCGGCCAACUUUAAUGAGGCCAAGUACAUCGCCUUCACCAUGUACACCACAUGCAUCAUCUGGCUUGCUUUCGUGCCCAUCUACUUUGGCUCCAACUACAAAAUCAUUACCACCUCGUUCUCCGUGAGCCUAAGUGUAACUGUUGCCCUUGGCUGCAUGUUCACCCCAAAGAUGUACAUCAUAAUUGCUAAGCCAGAGAGAAACGUGCGCAGUGCCUUUACCACCUCAGAUGUGGUGCGCAUGCAUGUAGGAGAUGGUAAAAUUGCCUGCAGGAGCAACAGCCUUCUCAACAUGCUAAAACGCAAAAAGAACGCCCCUGGAAAUGCAAAUUCUAAUGGCAAGUCUGUGUCAUGGUCUGAACCAGGUUCAAGACAGCCUCCGAAAGGAGAACACAUGUGGCACAGACUGUCUGUGCAUGUGAAGAGGCAGGAAGCCGGCUCCAAUCAGACAGCUGUCAUCAAACCUCUAACUAAUACCUACCAUGACACAGGCCUGGAAUUCUCAGACCUGAGCACCAAGACUCUGUACAAUGUAACCGAGGAAGAUGAGGGUGAGCCAGUCAGAUAUAAUCCUCCGGUCAGCCCUACUCUGAUUGCUCACAGGUAUUUACCUGGCAGUGAACCUGUGAAGGAAACAAUUACAAAGCAGGAAUCUUAUUCUCCAGAGCAACAGCUGUCACAGAAAUGCGUUCUCCCCCAGCAAGUCAUGGCAGAGCACUUUCAGGAUGUGAAUCCAGCUAUGCUGAAUUCCAGCAGGACUGAUCUAGAUGACAUCAUUAGUUUAACUGAACUAGAAAGUGGAGUGAUGCCACCAUAUCGACCCCUCAUUCUAAAGACACAGCAGGUUACACCCAUGCAGCUGAAUAUUUACUCUAAAAAAACAGACUCUCCAUUGGAGGAGGAGGAGGAGGACAUGGAGAACGAGCAGUUUGGUCUCCUGCAUGGCUACAUGUACAACAACGCACAAAUUCAUGAUGAUGAGGAGCUGGUGCAGAUUAAAUUAGCCAUGGAGGACUCACUGGCUCUAAUGCCACCCUCUCCUUUCCGGGACUUGGCAGGUUCAGGCAACCCUAUUCCCAACUCCCCGGUGUCUGAAUCAAUCCUAUGCACUCCACCAAAUGUGACAUAUGCUUCUGUUAUCCUUGGAGACUACAAACAAAGCUCAUCUACCCUGUGAUUGGGGGAAAAAAGCAUUUCAACCGAUUAAUUAACUGUUUUCUCAGAAUUUGAGAAACUGACACAAGCUGCCAAUAACUACAAUAUCACUUCAUUAGGCUCACACAUUUUCCAUUAUUCAUUCAUGUUUAAUUAUUAAAAGGACUCUCAUCAAUAUAUACCAGUGUAGAGAUAAAAAACAUUUUAAGCAUUACAAAGAAUGUAGAAUACAAGAGCGAAAUAAUAAAAGCAACUUUUCUAAGUUGAGAUAUACUGUAAAACUAUACCAUAUCACAUUUUUAAGACAGCAUACACUUUCUUGAAUAUGUUAGAAUAAACCCACAUGGUAAACUAGGAAUAAAUGGAUAAAUAUUUUACAUAUAUAAGAUGCCUGUUAAAAUGUAGCAAAGAUUAAUUAUAUUUAACUGCCAAUGUCAAAAAUCAAUGUGAAGUCAUAUUUGUCAAGGUGUUUUUAUAGUACAGUAUUUGUACACUUUUUUGUGGGAGCUGUGUGUUUACAGUAACUGUACAUAUAUUAUGUUAUUUAUAAAAUUAUUUUCCAUAAAUAAUUGUAGAACAAAUCCAUAUGUGGUACUAUUAUGUAAAGCAAAAGCUUGACUUAAAUGGUCAUAACCUCACUAUCGACAAAAAUCCUGUGAAUUUCAAUCAUUGUAUUUUGAUGCCUGACAUCUGUUUUUGUAAUGUAUUGUUUUUGCAAUGUAGAGGGUUUUUUAUUCUUUUAAGUUGCUGUGCUAUAUUAUUAUUAUUUUUAAAUACAUCUUGUGCUGUACAUACAGUACCUAGAUAUACAGUGCAUAAAAUAAAUACUUCUGCUUAGCAGAGCCACCGACAGCAUUUGCUCCAGAAUGUAGCUUUCUUUAAAAUUCUAAUUCUAUAGAGAUGUUCAGCAUUAGGUGCAUGACUGGUGUUUCAUAGAGUCAAGAAUAUAUACAUGUUUUGACCAUUUAAGUCAUAUGAGUAAUAAUUGUUAUAAAAUGUUACAUAAAUGAAUAAUACUGUCCAGUAUUUGGGUAAAUGUUGAUAAGUAUUUAAAAUUAUGAUUAAUAGGAAUUUGUUUUCUGAAUCAGUGCAAUAUUUCUCGAUCUCAGUCCACCACACCUACAAUGUGAUCACUUCUUAAUUCACACUUAACCCACUUUUGCCAUUACAAAAGAAAACCUUGGAACCAAUACCCUUUGUCCAAACCUCAGAGCAUAGGCACAAACAUAGAGUAUAAUGGUAUCAUGAUGUAGCAAAGUGAUCCAGGAAGUGUUGGUUUUUCUGGGGUUGUACAAUCAUGGGAAGAUAUGUCAUACCCUAAUAUGUAUAUUUUACUGGAAAUGUGGGUAUAGCACUUCUUUUAAAAAUGCUUGAAGGUACAUACUGUAAAUAGACCCUGUUUAGCUUUUAGAUGCAGCACUACAGUACAUUCAGGUACAGUAAAAGACACAUAAUAAAGGUCUUUUACUUUGUACCCUUGAAACUUUCCCCCAAGUGACAAGGAAAGCUUUUUAAUACUUCUUUCAGUGUGUGAAGAAAGAGUUUAUUAAGCUAAAUCUACAUAAAUGACAUGCAAGCAGCAAAGCACAGAUUAGCAUAACCUGCUACGCUCUCAGGUUUUUCUAGCACUGAAAAGCAACAAGAACUAGAAAUGUUCUCUUUUCUUGGUACUAUUGAUAACUGGUUGCUUCGUUUUCUGCUGUACUCUUUAAUUUUGCCAUCAAUUGUGAAACUGUACAUUUUGGUUGAACCUUUGUUUGUUUUUGGCCUGUAAAUGGUUGAACCUUGUUGUUUGUUUUUGGCCUGAAAAUUUGCACAGGGCAUCGACUUUUUUCAGUGCAUUUAUUUUAGUGAUAGAGAUCAGGAUUUAAAGACAGUGCUUAGUUUAAAAGUAAACUACAGCAUCUUCAAGAUGUUAAAACAGAACAGUAUUUAAAGGCAUAUUGUACUAUGAAGAUGGAUUUAAGGGUUAGCAUGCUAAUGUUUAGGGUAAUGUUCUGACCUCAGGCCUGUUAUGAGUUUACCUCAGUUAGCACACUAACCCAUAAAUACAGCUUUGUAGUACAAAUGAUCUGUGUUUCUAUUAUGCUGUACUAUAUGUAUUGAGCUUAUAUAUUUCUUCAAAUAGGUAA
Messenger RNA from Clarias gariepinus (North African catfish), 5718 nucleotides. RefSeq names its product glutamate receptor, metabotropic 1b (gene grm1b). Gene Ontology annotation, cellular component: postsynaptic density membrane. The transcript has 8 exons. NCBI's taxonomy places the organism in Eukaryota, Metazoa, Chordata, Actinopteri, Siluriformes, Clariidae. The record is from RefSeq and is a predicted model, not a curated record. Gene Ontology annotation, biological process: G protein-coupled glutamate receptor signaling pathway; regulation of synaptic transmission, glutamatergic. Gene Ontology annotation, molecular function: G protein-coupled receptor activity involved in regulation of postsynaptic membrane potential; adenylate cyclase inhibiting G protein-coupled glutamate receptor activity. Bases 99 to 3608 code for a protein of 1169 amino acids.